This is a messenger RNA of Tachyglossus aculeatus (Australian echidna), 5314 nucleotides long. It is a transcript of the gene ZNF629, whose product is annotated as zinc finger protein 629. The transcript is spliced from 4 exons. Bases 140 to 2482 code for a protein of 780 amino acids. NCBI's taxonomy places the organism in Eukaryota, Metazoa, Chordata, Mammalia, Monotremata, Tachyglossidae. The record is from RefSeq and is a predicted model, not a curated record.
ACCCGACCCUCCUCCGUGGACCGAGGCGCCCUGACCGGCCGAGCCGCCCGGCGCCCCUCCGGCCGGCCCCGCUCACCCCGAAGCGCCCAAGCCGGGAAGGGGGGCCGCCCCAGGAGAUGACAGGACGGGAGAGGAGAGGAUGGGCCCCUUCGUCCCCGAGAGCGGCGAUGACCCUGAUGACCAACAACUGAGGUCCCCAGCGGCCACGGCGGCCCCGAUCCCGGGGAUGGAGCGAGGGGCGGAGCCGUGGGGCCCGGACCUCCGGGGCCCCGAGGACAGCCCGAGAGACGGUCCCGCAGCAGGAGCCGGGAGCCCUAACGAGGAGGGGGACGGCCCCCCGUGGGGAGGAUCCGGGGCCGGGACGCCGCCCCCGGGGGACCCGCUCCCCGGCCCCGACCCGACGGACCACCCCGCGGGGGAGGCGUCCCCGGCCGACUGGGCCAAGGCCCGCGAGCCCGGCUGGCAGUGGGGGACCCUGGCCUCCUGGGCCGGGGGCGCGGCGGUGGCGGCGGCGGCGGCGGCGGCGGCGGCGGCGACGGGCGGCGGGGGCGAGCCGGGCCUGCGGGAGCUGGUCCAGGGCCGGCCGGCCGGGAGCGAGAAGCCGUACAUCUGCAACGAGUGCGGCAAGAGCUUCAGCCAGUGGUCCAAGCUGCUGCGCCACCAGCGCAUCCACACGGGCGAGCGGCCCAACACCUGCUCCGAGUGCGGGAAGAGCUUCACCCAGAGCUCCCACCUGGUGCAGCACCAGCGGACGCACACGGGCGAGAAGCCCUACCGGUGCCCGGACUGCGGCAAGUGCUUCAGCUGGAGCUCCAACCUGGUGCAGCACCAGCGGACGCACACGGGCGAGAAGCCCUACAAGUGCACCGAGUGCGAGAAGGCCUUCACCCAGAGCACCAACCUCAUCAAGCACCAGCGCUCGCACAGCGGCGAGAAGCCCUACAAGUGCGGCCAGUGCCGGCGGGCCUUCUACCGCAGCUCGGACCUCAUCCAGCACCAGGCCACGCACACGGGCGAGAAGCCCUACAAGUGCGGCCAGUGCGGCAAGCGGUUCGGCCAGAACCACAACCUGCUGAAGCACCAGAAGAUCCACGCCGGGGAGAAGCCCUACCGCUGCACCGAGUGCGGCAAGAGCUUCAUCCAGAGCUCGGAGCUCACCCAGCACCAGCGGACCCACACGGGCGAGAAGCCCUACGAGUGCCUGGAGUGCGGCAAGAGCUUCGGCCACAGCUCCACGCUCAUCAAGCACCAGCGCACCCACCUGCGCGAGGACCCCUUCAAGUGCCCCGUCUGCGGCAAGACCUUCACCCUCAGCGCCACCCUCCUGCGCCACCAGCGCACCCACACGGGCGAGCGGCCCUACCAGUGCCCCGACUGCGGCAAGAGCUUCAGCGUCAGCUCCAACCUCAUCAACCACCAGCGCAUCCACCGCGGCGAGCGCCCCUACGUCUGCGCCGACUGCGGCAAGAGCUUCAUCAUGAGCUCCACCCUCAUCCGCCACCAGCGCAUCCACACGGGCGAGAAGCCCUACAAGUGCCCCGACUGCGGCAAGAGCUUCAUCCGCAGCUCCCACCUCAUCCAGCACCGGCGCACCCACACGGGCGAGAAGCCCUACCAGUGCCCCGACUGCGGCAAGAGCUUCAGCCAGAGCUCCAACCUCAUCACCCACGUCCGCACCCACAUGGACGAGAGCCUCUUCGUCUGCCCCGACUGCGGCCGGGCCUUCGCCGACGCCGCCGAGCUGCUCCGCCACCGGCCCAGCCACGGGGGGGCCGCCCGGCCCGACGGGGGCCCGCCCGGCUUCAACGACGAGGCCAUCUUCGCCCAGCACCAGCGCGUCCACAUCGGGGAGAACCCCUUCCCCGGCCCGGGGCCCGCCGGCGGGGCCGGGGCCGACCCCUUCCGCGGCCUCGCGGGGGGCUCGGCCCCGCUGCCCCCCGCCGGGCCCUGCGCCUGCUCCCGCUGCGGCGACUGCUUCCCGGACCGCGCCCUGCUCCUCCGGCACCAGCUGGCCCGCGGCUGCCCCGAGGGCCGGCGGGGGAGCCCCGGGGACGGGGCCGACCCCGACCCGGGCCCGGCCGGGAGGCCCUUCGGGUGCCCCCAGUGCGGGAAGAGCUUCGGCCACGGAGCCGAGCUCCUCCACCAUCAGAGGAGCCACCACGGGACCCCCGGGGCCGGGAAGGCCUUCUCCUCCUCCGUCCUCCUGGAGCACCUCAAGAGCCCCCUGGGAGCCCGGCCCUACAGCUGCUCGGACUGCGGGGCCUCCUUCCUCGACCGCCUGGCCCUCGGCCGUCACCAGGGGAUCCACGCCCUAGAGGCCGGGACCCCCGGCCCCCGGGACGGGGACGGCGACUCCCCCCGGGACGUCCCCAGAACCCACCCGGGCGAGAAGCCCUUCGUCUGUCCCGAGUGCGGGGAGGGCUUCACGGAGACCGCCACGCUGGCCCUCCACCGCCACAGCCACCCCGGGCUCGCCCAGUGAACGCCGGAUGGGGGGCGGGGGCGGGGGAGAACCCGCCCCCCACCCCGCGAUCCUCGAGAGGGUGGCCGCUCCGCCCUCCGAGAUCCUUCCGAGAUGCAGGAGGGGAGAACCUUUCGAGGCAGGAGAGGAAAAACUGAUGGGGUCGAGGCCCCUAUAAAUACGUAGGAAAAAAAACCACCCUCUAAGUCCAUAGCCGAAGAAAACCCCGUAAAACCGUAGUGGGGCAGAAAACGAAACGAAACGCGAAAACCAACCCUGUAAAACUGUAGGAAGGAGGCUCAGUGGGACUCGAGACGGGAAAACCCCACAGACCCGUAGGGACAACCAAACCCUUCGAAACGCCGGUGAAAAAUUCUGACAAUCCUGUAGCGUCGGGGGGGGGAAAGGGGCCGGGGGAAGCCGCUCUGAAGCCGUCGGGGCGAGAGGGGAUUUGCCCGAAAUACGCCCGGGCGGUGGAACGAGCCCCCGCCCCGACGCAGCGGUCAAGGAGGAACUCUUUCAAGGCUUUGGGAGAGCAGCCGUAGAGACGGAGGGGAGCGUUCACGGCGCUCUCUAAAGCGGUUAACUGGGAAGACGGCAGAGGAUGAGUCAGUGAAAAUUCCCAUUCAGUUUUGGGGAGAAAACUCUGAGACCCCGUGCAGGAAAGAAUCUGCUAAAGAGCGGUAGACACCAGGAAGUUCCCGGCAGAAAAAUCUCCUUCCCUUAUUAGCCUGCCGCGGAGAAAAAAAAAACAAAAAAACGUAGGAAAGUGUGGGAGGGGAGGAGAGGAGAAAGAAUCUUCAGAAACGCAAGGGGAAAUGUCUUCCGAAGUAGAAGGAAAAGCCCUAGAAAUACCAGAGAGGGAAUUUCUAUCCACCCGUAGCCCCUGCCGCCCCCUCGUACGACCCCUGCCAACAGCGGACGGGGAGGCGGUACGCAAUCUUGGGGAAAAUUUUUUUUGAGAGGGAAAUCCUUUUUUAAAAACAAAAAAGGUUUUAGGAAAAGACUCUGUAGUGUAAAAACCACACCAAUCCGGGGGUGGUGGCGGGAAUCGCCACCAACCAUCCGGAAAAUGUAGGAUUGUUAAGAAAACCGAUGACCCUUUUAGGGAAAAAUUUGGACUUUUAGAGAAAACCAUAGCAAACCGCUGGCUGUUCCUCUUCCCGUCCUGGGAGACCGGGAGGGCAGGAAGACGGCGUUCAUGUGAGAAACUUGGAGCCCCCCAGGGAUAAUCCCAUUCUUCCCGCAGCCCACCUGGGGCGAGGCUGGGGCCGGUGGCCUCUUCCGUUCUGAGAUCCUCAAGGGAGGAGACUCCACAACCCCCCAUCGGCCCGCACGUCUCUCCCUCCUCCUGUGUGGGGAAUUCUUCUGCUGCCGUCUCUCCGGCUGCAGGGAUGGAGAGAGCGAGACAGACCCUGGCAGUUCAGUAUCACCUUUCGGAGGAGAGCGGAAAGCGUCCAGCUCUCCGCUGUCCGUAGAACUGGGGCUAGAGGAGGACGCAGAGAACGGAAAUCCGACCAACGAAAAAGCACAGCCCGGCAAGUGAACUCCACCUCUUUCCCCUCUCACCUCUUCUAAUCAGAGUUCUUUAACGAGAAGCCGAUAGCCGGUCGGUCCUCCCCACUGCCGUACACCCAGAGGCUCUCGUGAGGAGCGGGAAAGCCGGGCGACCGCGGAAGGAGCUGAAAGAUGAGCGGAUGAUCGGCCCCUAAGCGUUGGCCGUGGCUUUUCCACUUCCCUUCCUGCAUCCUCCAGCCCUUUCCUCGUUCCCGCUACCCUCCUCGCUCCCCUUCCCCGGAUUUAAGCGGCUGGGCCUUCCAUCCGGACCGGGGCGAUAAAGUCGGGGAAAUCCCUGCCCUUCCUCCACCUGGCAGAAAACUUCAUGAUUCUAUCAGAGGGAAAACCACUCCAUUUCUAUGGGAAACAAGCUCUAAAAACAUGUAGUGAAAGAUACCUAUAUGGGGGGAAAAAGACUUGAUCGGGUCUUGGCAGAGAGACCAUUUAAGGGGUCGAGAGGAAUAGGAGGGCACAGAUAUGGGAGGACAAAAUCCCCAGCAAAGCGGUGAAGGGAGAAAGUGUUUGGCAGACGCCCCCCUCUUAAACCAUCUCUUGACCAGCCAGUCUUCUGGAGGACCUACCUCGGGAGCAACUAGAGGGGACUUAAACUUAGGAAUCCAUGCGGUUCUAGGGGACGUUGGCAUGAGGAAAUUUCCAUUCUAUGAGAUCACAGGGGAGAUCCCCCUUUGAAUUCACAAGAAAAAAAAAAAAAUGAACUCCUACCCCAUAAAACAGUGAGGGAACCCAAAAAGCCUGAGGAUCGAUCCUAGAAAAUGGGAUCCCUGUAGAUUUUUUUAGUCAAAGCAUCUCCCGCCGCUACCCGGCAGCCGAGGGCAGGAGGGCCCGGCGAACACGAUGUGUAGUUAGGAGUGGACGGGACGGGGGUCGGACCUCAUCCAACGAUCUCCAAAACCAAAAAGGCGGGGGGGCGAGGGCGUUCGCCGCCACAGAGGCAGGGGAAGAACUCCCCCGGGAAAGUGGGAACGGAAACGUCGGAGAAUUUUGUAUCCGGGGGGAGGGGAGGGCAGGUGAGAAAUCCUUAAAGCCAGCAGAAAAAAAAGAAACCAAACCCUCUUUUUUUAAAAAAAAACGGUAACAGAAAACCCCUCAAAAUGCUUGUAAAGCUAGAAAGAAAAUCCAUCGCUGUUAAACGAGACUAGAGAUACUUAGGGGGAGAGGUCUGAAGGGGAUUAUGGUUAGCUGGGAGUGUAGUUCUCAGAAGCUCAGCCCAAAGAGGCUUGUAUUGUAGGAAGUGUAGAGGAUAUAGGGUGUAGAAAAUUAGGAUGCUCGCAUGUU